Eurytemora carolleeae is the source of this 1472-nucleotide messenger RNA. Its product is annotated as putative serine protease F56F10.1. The coding region runs from base 6 to 1439 and encodes 477 amino acids. NCBI's taxonomy places the organism in Eukaryota, Metazoa, Arthropoda, Copepoda, Calanoida, Temoridae. The transcript has 14 exons. Gene Ontology annotation, biological process: proteolysis. Gene Ontology annotation, molecular function: dipeptidyl-peptidase activity; serine-type exopeptidase activity. The record is from RefSeq and is a predicted model, not a curated record.
UGAAUAUGUUUUUUUUGCUUUUCUUAUUUCACUUUUCUCAUGCUAAACUGUUUCGUCAGGGCCUACUACCUCCCCCAAUGACCAAUGUUCCUGUUCCGCAGGAAUCCUGGUUCAAUCAAACCCUAGAUCAUUUUAAACCUGGAGAUACAAGAACCUGGAACCAAAGAUAUUGGAUAAAUUGGGAGCAUUUCAGACCUGGAGGCCCUGUUCUGCUGAUGAUUGGAGGAGAAGGAGAAGCGAACCCUGUUUGGUUAAAUGCGGGUUCUUGGCUUGAUUAUGCCAAGAAGAAUGAUGCAGCAAUGAUGUUACUGGAGCAUAGAUAUUAUGGGAAAAGUCACCCUACUCCAGAUCUGAGUGUGAAGAAUUUGAACUGGUUGAGUUCAAAGCAAGCUCUGGCCGAUCUUUCCAGAUUUGUUGUAGAAAUGCAGGCAGCGCAUAAUCUUACUGGAAAAUGGAUUGCCCUGGGAGGUUCCUAUCCUGGUUCUCUAGCAGCUUGGUCCAGACUUAAAUACCCUCAUCUUAUUGCUGGAGCAGUAUCAACCUCAGGCCCACUUAGAGCUAAAACCAACUUCUAUGAGUACCUUGAAGUGGUUCAAAAUGCACUGGAAACUACCAAACAAGGAUGCUCAGAGGUCGUGAAGGAUGCUUUAAAGCGAGUCAAGUAUCUGACAGCCCACCGUGUAGGAUGGUCACUUUUAACCAAAAAGUUCAACUUAUGUACACCAUUUGACGGCACAGUAUUAACUGAUGUAAUAAACCUUUUUGAAUCUCUCAUUGGAAACUUUGAAGGAAUUGUUCAGUACAACAAGGAUAACAGAGAGUUUGAAGGAGCCAAGUGGAUGAACAUAACAGUUGAGACUCUCUGUAACAUUAUGACUAAUCCGACAGAAGGAACCUCCCUUGAACGAUUAAAAAUUGUAAAUGAUUUAUCUCUGCUCAUGGCGGAGGAAAAGUGCCUAGAUCACACCUAUAAAACUCAGUUAGAAGAGCUACAGGGCACACUUUGGAACCAAACCGCAGCAGUUGGAGGGAGGCAGUGGACUUACCAAACCUGUACGGAGUUUGGUUGGUAUCAGUCAUCAGAGAGUCCUUUAAAUCCAUUCGGAGAUAUUAUACCAGCAAGGUUUUUUGAGUAUAUGUGUUCUGAUAUAUUUGGGCCCAGAUUUGAUAUUAGCUUGCUUGAGAGAGGGGUAGAGGAUACCAACACUUACUAUGGGGGACUAGAUAUAGAGGUGACAAAUGUAGUAUUUGUCCAUGGCAGUAUAGAUCCUUGGCAUGCUAUGGGAAUAACAAAAACAAACAAAAGUGGGAUGGAAGCCAUUUUUAUUGAGGGUACAGCGCACUGCGCCAACAUGUAUCCAGGGAGCAAAGACGACCCAGAACAGCUGAAGAAUGCACGGAGAAGAAUUGGCCAACUCAUUUCCCAAUGGGUGAAGUAAAAGUAAAGUUUGAAAUAAAUGAAUGCAAGUUUC